Messenger RNA from Salarias fasciatus (jewelled blenny), 7030 nucleotides. RefSeq names its product collagen alpha-1(XI) chain-like. Lineage: Eukaryota; Metazoa; Chordata; Actinopteri; Blenniiformes; Blenniidae. Bases 240 to 5765 code for a protein of 1841 amino acids. Gene Ontology annotation, molecular function: extracellular matrix structural constituent. The record is from RefSeq and is a predicted model, not a curated record. The transcript is spliced from 67 exons.
UACCGACUGCGCGCUGCGCGUAUUUGGUUAAAGCCCGACUACCUUCACUGUGAAGGCUGGGCGCUGGGAAGGAGGACCGGGGCCUCGUUGCGGCAGAGAGAAGAGGCUUCAACUCCUCACAUAUGGCUUUUUUGUAGGACCGUUUUCCUUCAUCGCUUGGGAUUGUGGAAGGGACGUCGCUGAAUAAAACCACCUGAAGCCGCCCAGAAGUUUUGGUACACUUGUGGGCGCCCGGCACGAUGGAGAUGCAAAGGUGGUCCACAAGGUGGAAAACGAAACGGUGGCUUAUGGAUUCCUCUGUAACAGCAUUCAUCACUUUAACCCUGGUCCUGCAGGCUGCUAGUGUCAGAGCAGCAGACCCAGUGGAUGUCCUAAAAGUAUUAGCAUUUCAAAAUUACCCCGAAGGAGUGACGAGAACGCCCGGUCUCUGUGCACACCGAAGAGCGUCCGACCCAGACUCAGCGUACAGGGUGUCCAAGCAGGUCCAGAUCAGCGCCCCCACCACGCAGCUGUUCCCCGGUGGUGUUUUUCCUGAGGACUUCUCCAUCCUGACCACAGUGCGCCCCAAGUCUGGCCUCCAGUCCUUCCUACUGUCCAUUUACAACGAGCAGGGCGUCCAGCAGCUGGGCGUGGAGGUGGGACGCUCGCCCGUCUUCCUGUAUGAGGAUCAGACUGGGAGGCCGGCCCCGGAGGACUACCCCCUGUUCCGCUCGCUCAACCUGGCCGAUGGAAAGUGGCACCGCGUCGCCGUCAGCGUGGAGCAGAAGACCGUCACCGUCAUCGUAGACUGCAAGAAGAAGAUCACCAAGCCUCUGCUGCGGAGCGAGCGCGCCUCCAUCAGCACCGACGGCAUCACCGUGUUCGGCACCAGGAUCCUGGACGAGGAGGUUUUCCAGGGCGACAUCCAGCAGCUCCUCAUCGUGGCCGACCCCAAAGCGGCCUACGACUACUGCGAGCACUACAGCCCCGACUGCGACACCCCCCACAGCCAGUCGCUGCAGGCCCAGGAGCCGGCGGAGGAGAGAAAGAAACGUAGUGUCUCCGUGAAAACGAAGAGGACCAGAAAGUCCCUCAGUAAAAGUCAGACCAGGCCCUUUAAGCUCUUGGCUGCCAAAAAAUCGCCAGCUAAAAAGUUUGUGCCUAAGAAGAAGCGGCAGACGCCUGGCUACCAGGCCACAGCGCCGGCACGACCCCGAGGCGAUUUUAGGCUAAACAAUGUAGGAGAUUACAAUACAGACACUGACUACGGAACUGUAGAUGAUACUCAGUCUCAGUCCUCCUUUCCCACCAGUGGACCCGGCCAGGCUGUGGAGGAGGAAGUUGUUGGUGGCUUUGUCACCGAGGCGCCCGCCGUGGCUCCGGAGCCCACCGCUGUGCCGCAGACGCCGGGCGGCCCGGACGCCGGCGCCGAGGCGUACGACUUUAAGGAGUAUGACCUAAAGGAGUACGACCUGGGCGAGGUGGACGGCAGGUUGUAUGAUUACGGGGCGUACGAUGAGUACGGCACGGCGCCGCCCAGACCCGGGGCGGCCUACGAGGAUGAGGUGGGGCCCGGGGUGGCGGCCGAGACCGACGUGUCCGAGAGUACCGUCGCCGGCGCCGCCGGAGUCUUCGGCCAGAAGGGAGAGAAAGGCGAGCCGGCCGUGAUCGAGCCUGGGAUGCUGAUUGAAGGACCCCCAGGCCCCCCCGGUCCUGCUGGUCUUCCGGGACCUUCAGGUCUACUGGGACCCCCAGGCCCUUCUGGAGAUCCUGGUGACAGGGGUCCUCCCGGCCGCCCUGGUCUGCCCGGUGCUGACGGUUUGCCGGGACCUCCUGGUACCAUGUUGAUGCUGCCUUUCCGCUUCGGAGGCGACGGUGAGAAGGGUCCGGUGGUGUCGGCGCAGGAGGCCCAGGCUCAGGCCAUCCUCUCCCAGGCCAGACUGGCGAUGAGGGGACCGCCGGGGCCCAUGGGCCUGACGGGACGAUCGGGGCCAGUGGGCCCUCCGGGCGCCGGUGGGCUGAAGGGUGAGGGCGGAGACCCCGGUCCUCAGGGUCCGCGUGGCAUCCAGGGGCCUCCAGGUCAGCCUGGCAAGGCUGGCAAGAGGGGUCGCGCCGGAGCCGACGGCGCCCGCGGGAUGCCCGGAGAGCCCGGCUCCAAGGGUGACCGAGGCUUCGACGGGCUUCCCGGGCUGCCCGGCGAAAAGGGACACAGGGGCGAGCCGGGGCCGAUGGGACCAGCGGGCGCCCCCGGAGAGGACGGACAGAGAGGCGAGGAUGGAGAGAUUGGACCCCGAGGACUGGCUGGAGAGAGUGGCCCUCGAGGUCUGCUGGGGCCCCGUGGUCCUCCAGGCCCCCCGGGAUCCCCGGGCGUCGCUGGAGUCGACGGCCCUCCAGGUCCCAAAGGAAACAUGGGUCCUCAAGGAGAGCCAGGCCCCCCAGGUCAGCAGGGCAUCCCGGGAACACAGGGUCUUCCUGGUCCUCAAGGUCCCAUUGGUCCGCCCGGAGAAAAAGGACCGCAGGGCAGGUCAGGGCUGCCUGGACUUCCUGGAGCUGAUGGGCCUCCUGGCCAUCCUGGUAAGGAGGGUCCACCCGGAGAGAAGGGAGCACAGGGUCCUUCGGGUCCGCAGGGUCCUAUUGGCUAUCCUGGACCCCGCGGUGUCAAGGGAGCUGAUGGCGUCCGAGGACUGAAGGGCUCGAAGGGAGAGAAGGGUGAAGACGGCUUCCCGGGCUUCAAGGGGGACAUGGGGAUCAAAGGAGACCGGGGGGAGCUCGGCAUGCUGGGGCCUCGAGGAGAGGACGGCCCCGAGGGGCCCAAAGGCCGAGCCGGCCCCACGGGGGAGUCCGGACCCCUCGGUCCAGCCGGAGAAAAGGGUAAACUGGGCGUCCCCGGAUUGCCGGGUUAUCCUGGAAGACAGGGGCCAAAGGGCUCCAGCGGCUUCCCCGGGUUUCCCGGAGCCAACGGCGAGAAGGGAGCCAGGGGCAUCGCCGGGAAGCCCGGUCCCAGAGGUCAGAGAGGCCCCACAGGUCCUCGUGGGGCUCGAGGAGCUCGAGGACCAACGGGGAAACCGGGUCCAAAGGGCACCUCGGGCAAUGACGGCCCUCCAGGCCCCCCCGGGGAGAGGGGACCUCAAGGACCACAGGGGCCAGUGGGUUUCCCCGGACCGAAGGGCCCCCCAGGGCCGCCUGGAAAGGACGGACUUCCCGGACACCCCGGUCAGCGUGGAGAGACGGGUUUCCAAGGAAAAACGGGUCCACCAGGCCCGGGAGGUGUUGUCGGGCCCCAGGGACCCACCGGAGAGACCGGUCCCGUUGGUGAGCGAGGCCACCCUGGACCUCCCGGCCCCCCCGGAGAGCAGGGUCUUCCAGGCGCCGCCGGCAAAGAGGGAGCCAAGGGCGACCCCGGACCUCAGGGAUCCUCCGGUAAGGACGGUCCGCCCGGCCUCCGCGGCUUCCCCGGAGAGCGAGGUCUACCCGGUGCCACGGGCCCCGCGGGUCUGAAGGGAGGAGAGGGGCCCCAGGGGCCGCCUGGGCCUGUUGGUUCUCCGGGUGAACGAGGUCCUGCCGGUCCAGCUGGUCCCAUCGGCCUGUCGGGCAGACCGGGCCCGCAGGGCCCCCCAGGCCCCGCCGGAGAGAAGGGCGCCCCUGGUGAGAAAGGGCCUCAAGGUCCUGCCGGCCGCGACGGCGUCCAGGGUCCCGUCGGUCUGCCCGGACCCGCCGGGCCCCAGGGACCGCCUGGAGAGGACGGUGACAAGGGAGAGGUUGGAGAGCCCGGUCAGAAAGGAAGCAAAGCUGACAAAGGAGAGCAGGGGCCUCCUGGUCCCGCCGGGCUUCAGGGUCCCAUCGGCGCCCCGGGUCCUGCUGGAGCUGAUGGAGAGCCUGGUCCCCGAGGUCAGCAGGGGAUGUUUGGACAGAAGGGAGACGAAGGGUCCCGAGGCUUCCCUGGACCCCCUGGUCCCAUCGGCCUGCAGGGGCUUCCUGGACCUCCAGGUGAGAAGGGGGAGAACGGAGACGUCGGGCCGAUGGGUCCUCCUGGUCCGCCUGGUCCCAGAGGUCCUCAGGGUCCCAGCGGCGCCGAUGGUCCGCAAGGUCCUCCUGGAGGGGUGGGCCCCAUGGGGUCCGUGGGCGAGAAGGGCGAGCAAGGUGAGGCCGGGAACCCGGGACCGCCUGGAGAGCCUGGCACUGGGGGGCCCAAAGGUGAGCGAGGAGAGAAGGGAGAAGCCGGCCCGCCGGGAGCCGCCGGCCCCGCCGGUGCCAAAGGACCCCCCGGAGAUGACGGUCCGAAGGGCAACCCUGGUCCCGUCGGAUUCCCUGGAGACCCCGGCCCCCCCGGAGAGCCGGGUGUUGCUGGCACGGACGGCGAGGCGGGGGAGAAGGGGGAGGACGGUGAAGCCGGACAGCCGGGACCUCCAGGCCCGUCGGGAGAAGCCGGACCGCCUGGACCGCCUGGGAAGAGGGGACCCCCGGGAGCUGCAGGUACAGAGGGCAGGCAAGGAGAGAAGGGUGCUAAGGGCGAGGCCGGCGCCGAGGGCCCGUCAGGCAAAACCGGACCUGUCGGCCCACAAGGACCUCCCGGGAAGCCCGGUCCCGAGGGUCUGCGCGGAAUCCCCGGACCUGUCGGAGAACAAGGCCUGCCCGGCUCUCCAGGACAGGACGGACCGCCAGGCCCCAUGGGUCCUCCCGGUCUUCCUGGUCUGAAGGGUGACCCGGGGUCGAAGGGUGAGAAGGGUCACCCGGGUCUGAUUGGUCUGAUCGGGCCCCCCGGAGAGCAAGGAGAGAAGGGAGACCGCGGUUUGCCGGGGCCCCAGGGUUCUCCUGGUAGCAAGGGCGACAGCGGUGUCGGUGGAUCUUCAGGUCCGCUCGGUCCUCCAGGACCCCCUGGUCUGCCCGGUCCUCAAGGUCCUAAAGGAACCAAGGGUUCAAGUGGUCCCGCUGGUCCUAAAGGAGACACGGGUACCGUUGGUCCCCCUGGUCCUCCUGGCCCGCCGGGCGAGGUCAUCCAGCCGCUGCCCAUCCAGUCCCCCAAGAAGACCAAGCGCUCCAGCGACGUGCAGUCCGACGCCGCCGGAACCCUCAUGGACUACGGCGAGGGCAUGGAGGACAUCUUCGGCUCGCUCAACAACCUCAAGCAGGACAUCGAACGCAUGAAAUACCCCAUGGGCACGCAGAACAACCCGGCCAGGACCUGCAAAGACCUGCAGCUCUGCCACCCCGAGUUCCCUGACGGCGAGUACUGGAUCGAUCCCAACCAGGGCUGCUCGGGGGAUUCUUUCAAAGUCUACUGUAACUUCACCGCUGGGGGUGAAACCUGCAUCUACCCAGAUAAGAAGUCCAAUGGAGUCAGAAUAUCCUCCUGGCCCAAAGAAGUGCCGGGCUCAUGGUUCAGUGAAUUCAAACGUGGUAAAAUAUUUUCCUACGUUGACGCCGAAGGAAACUCGAUCAACAUGGUUCAGAUGACCUUCCUCAGACUACUGACAGCCUCAGCCAGGCAAAACUUCACCUACAGCUGCCACCAGUCCGUGGCGUGGCACGACGCCGCCAGCGACGGCUACGACAAGGCGCUGCGCUUCCUGGGGGCCAACGACGAGGAGAUGUCGUACGACAACAACCCCUACAUCGCCGCCAUCUCCGACGGAUGCGCGACACGGAAGGGCUACGGGAAGACUGUGAUGGAGAUCAAUACUCCGAAAAUCGACCAGGUUCCAAUCGUUGACGUCAUGUUGACUGACUUUGGGGACCCGAACCAGAAGUUUGGAUUUGAAGUCGGGCCCGUCUGCUUCCUCGGCUAAAUAAAAACAAACAAGAAUCUGAAAAAAAAAAAAAAAAAAGAAAAGAAAAGAAAAAAAGGACUCGAUGGGGCCAAGCAGAGAAAGUCCAGUUAAGACGUUCUGGGUACCACCAAGCCCCGUUUUUAGCCCCCCCACCCUUUUCUAUGCCACAUGCAAGUUUUGAAUAAGAGACGGCGUAGCAACCAUGUCUGUCCAUGUAUGUACGUGUAACCCAGGAGAAUACUUGUUGCCCUUGUGGGGCUCGAACCACAUGACUAAACCACGGUGCGGAGCGGAGGCGAAGGACAUCGGAAGGCGUGGCAGAGGAGGGUGAAUCGGAGGCCAGGAGGGGGGGGUCGGGGUCGCGAAGGGGGCACGAAUCCCCUCUCUGGACCCUCCAGGUGCUGUAUGACAACAACUUCAAUGGUGCUUGUUCAAAACACACAAAAAAGUCUAAAGAGGUGCUAAGAAAGAAGGUGUAUUUUGAUAAUUAUUUAGAAAAAAAGAAACUGUAAUUAUUAUUUUGUACAAUACUGUUAUUUCUGAAUCCACUUUCAAAACUUGCAUGUGUAUCAGAUUCUGCUUUUUGGCUUUUUUUUUUAAUUUUAAUGUUGGUUCAAAGAGAUUUGCAGUGUAAGUUAAAAAAAAAAGAAAUGCAUUAUUGAAUCUAAAAAUCCCGGUGUUCCUCCAACACACACUGUGUACAUGUCAUGAAGCAAAUAAAAGUGAACGUUCAAACGAUUCUCUGUCGCUAAAUUAGACUGGAUGCCCUUUGUAUAUACUGACAGUCCAGAGCUCGAGGUUAUUUGCUGUUUUGCCCUUGUGACCAUAAAAGAAACAGCUGGAAGUAUCACAUCAGCACGAACACGGAAACAUCUCCCACUAAUGUCGUGAUCCUGUGCUGGCAGGACGCAUUCCUGGCAUUCAUUCUUCCUUUAUUUAAUUCUAUUUGUUUUGUUUUUUGUUUUUUUGUUUUUUUUUUUCUGUUCCAUUUUCUGACAGGCUUUUUUUUUUUUUGGUUGUAUACCUCAAACUUUCUUGAUAACCUUAAAGAUGCAAGGAUGCUUUGCCCUGUAUAUACCUUGGUCAAGCAAUUAAGUUUAUAUAUUUUGGGUGGGGAUUUUUUAAGAGACAAAUAUGUUAACUGUUAGACAUCCACUGUUCAAACCCUUCUGUGAAUGCAAUGAGAAGCCCGCGCAGUGACCCAUUUUUGUAACUAAAAUGAGAAAAUGUUUUAAUGUGCUUUUUAUAGUUCAUUUAAAUAUUAAAAACUGGAUUCUAAACAA